CCCGGCGCCGCGGGGCGGGCCGGGCCGGGCCUCCGGCUCGGGCCUUGCGUGCUCGGGCCUGGCCGCGCCGGGAGAAGCGGCGAUGGAAGCGGCGGGCGGCGGCGGAGCGGCGGGCGGCAUUGCCCUGCACGACUUCAGCGGGCAGCUGGGCGAGCAGCGGGUGCACUUCCACGCCAUGCGGCUGCGGGACUCGCUCUUCCUCUGGGUGGGCGCCGCGCCCGCCCUGGCCAGCCUGGCCGUCGCCAUGUGCAGCCCCCGUGACAGCAUCCCGGUGGCCGCCUCGCUCCUGGGGGACCCGUCGGACACCGCCUCCUCCUGCCUGGCGCAGCGCUUGGCCAGCAAGACCAAAAAGCAGAUAUUUGUCAGCUACAAUCUUCAAAACACAGACAGCAAUUUCACCUUACUCAUAGAAAACAGGAUCAAAGAAGAGAUGACAGCUUUUCCAGACAAGUUCUGAUUGUGCAUCACCGUAAAAGAAGAUGAAGGUUUUGUUUCAGAAAAACUGAUUUCAAUUUUCACACUGACAUAAAGUUAGUAUAUUUUUUUGUAUUGAAUUUGUGGUUGUUAUUAAAUAUAGAUACACUUGAUUUUGAUUUUAUUUUUUUCAAAUAGGAUUUGAGUUUUCAAAACAAAUUUUUUUUUGCUACCCUGCCAAGUAGGAUAGCACAUGGAUGCUGCAAUGGAUGAACAUCAUUGUCAAAGUGCAUGUGGUCUCUGGCCUCCACACAAUACUGAGAUCUGAUGGCAAAUCAGUUCCAAAUGCUAUCUGUACAAUUAAUCUACUGUGUACUAGCAUUGAACAUAGUAUAGCAGCUUUUAGUGUUCAAAUAAAGAAACCCCACAUUUUUAUAUGGUAAA
This is a messenger RNA of Sturnus vulgaris (Common starling), 858 nucleotides long. It is a transcript of the gene PSMG4, whose product is annotated as proteasome assembly chaperone 4. Lineage: Eukaryota; Metazoa; Chordata; Aves; Passeriformes; Sturnidae. Gene Ontology annotation, biological process: proteasome assembly. The record is from RefSeq and is a predicted model, not a curated record.